Messenger RNA from Closterium sp. Naga37s-1, 1398 nucleotides. NCBI's taxonomy places the organism in Eukaryota, Viridiplantae, Streptophyta, Zygnematophyceae, Desmidiales, Closteriaceae. The record is from the annotation of a GenBank genome assembly.
AUGUCAUCCACCGCUACGGUACCUGAGAAGGAUGCUGCUGUCAAAGGUCAUGCGCCUUCCACCUCCUCGUCGCCAGUGGUGCGUGGCCCUUUCGAAGACUUAUUGGACCUACAGAUCAAGACCGACCUCAAUGGCGAACAAGUCGGCGUUGCUGCUGAUGGUGCUGCUGACCCCGCUGGCAAGGAGGGUGAAAAAGAGGCCGCUGAAGGAGAGGCUGAAGAUGAUGCGGACGCGCAGGAGAACAAUGAUGCCUCGUCGGAUCAGGCUCCAGACGAUGAUGAAGAUGGUUACCUGAGCGACGACUCCGACGAACACCUGGAACCAGCUUCGCUCGGCAGCAUUAUCGCCUUGAAAAGAUUCUCACUGACCUUGCUGGUGCCGUUUAACAGGAAACCUGAAGUCAAGCGGACUGCUGUAACUGUGGCUGCCUCGCUGGAAGAAUGGAAGGACCAGCUGUCGCCAGAUGCGCUGCAGACAACAACUUACCAGGAACUUACGGCGACCUAUUUCUCUGGCGCACGCUAUGGUCGCCUUCAAGUUACCUUCAACCACGUCCGUGACGCAAACUUUGUUUGGAGCCAAGUCAUCAGGCACGAGUGCGCGAAUGGCGACAUUGUCGACUUUACCUGGCAGCACCCCGAAGAUGCGCGUUUCCUCCGCGAGCGCCUGCUGAAUCCGACGGCGAAGGAGGUUGUUGUCAAAGGAGUUCCCGCGGACAUGACUGCUGAGCUGAUUCGUCACCUGCUGGUGGUGUCGAAGCUGGUUAAACGCGGUCGGAGUGCUUUCGCCAGCGGAUUCGGUUUUCAUCGUACCGUCGAUCCGGUCACUGGGCUGGACACCGACCGUAUCCGCGGCCUGUUUAUCCCCCACGCUGAUGAUGAAUACCGUUGGAGAUACUUUGUGGAGGACCCGUCGACUGGCAGGCGCUACAUGCUGCACUACCCAUCGCUUACCUGCGAGCUCUGCAGCGGCCAGCACCUGUCCCGUUACCACGAUCACUAUGUCACCUCGAGGCAGGAGAAUUUCACCAACUGGAACCUGUCGGUCAAAAAGGUUCAUGACAUGAACGAACAUGCCUCCCGAAUCGUACUGACGACUGUCUCCUCACCUCCUCUCGCAGCGGCUUCCCUGAAAGCCACAGCGUCUCUGACACGCAUUCUGAAAGACCCCGCAGUCAUACUCACCUCUACAGGAGGUGUGCGGGAGGAGUGGGUGUGCGUACAGACUGUAUGCGAGAAGGCUCAAGGGAAUCGCUUCGAGCAGGCGGCGACUCAUGUCGCUUCUGCCAGGCACAAGGGAGGACUGAAGAAGGAAGGUGCUACAACACGCGCCAGCAAGAACUCUCAGAAAAUGGCUGCUUUCAUAAAAGAGUUCAUGAUCACGCCGGCAAAGAAGUGA